Staurois parvus is the source of this 426-nucleotide messenger RNA. The record is from the annotation of a GenBank genome assembly. NCBI's taxonomy places the organism in Eukaryota, Metazoa, Chordata, Amphibia, Anura, Ranidae.
UGUGAGUGACACUGCCCCCCCAAUGUCACUGUCCCCCCCAUGUCACUGUCCUCCCCAUGUCAUGACCCCCCCCACAUGUCACUGCCCGCACAUUUUAUGGCCCUCUAUGUCACUGUCCUCCCCAUGUCACUGACCCCCCCACAUGUCACUUUCCUCCCUAUGUCACUGCCCCCCCCCCAUGUCACUGUCCUCCCCAUGUCAGGCCCCACACAUGUCCCUAACCUCCCACAUGUCACUGCCCGCCCAAUUGCUCCCCCAUGUCACUGUCCUCUCCCAUGUCACGGCCCCCCCAUGUCACCGUCCUCUCCAUGUCAGUGCCUCCACUCAUGUCACAGCCCCCCCACGUCACUGUCCUCCCCAUGUCACUACCCACAUGUCACUGCCCCCCAACAUGUGACUGUCCUCCCAUGUCACUGCCCCCAAACA